AUGGCCAGAACUCUGCAGACCAAUUGCAUGAAGAAAAUCCGUGACUUUGUCGAUAAACGGAUAUUAGAAAGAAAAGGUACUUCAGAGGACAUCAGGGCGGAUGCCUCUUUCUUACACCCCCCUCCAGAUGGAGGUUGGGGCUGGGUAGUCGUGGCGGCGGCGGCUACCCAUUGCCUACUUAUUAGCGGUUUCCAUAGCGCCUUCGGUGUCUACAUGCUGCCCCUUCUCGGUUCUUUUGAAGCGAGUAACUCGCAGAUAGCUUGGAUUGGAUCAAUCAGCUAUGCCCUGAUUAUGAUGUUUGGUCCGGUGUCUGGAAAACUCCUAGUGAAAUAUGGAGCCAUCAAAGUGGCAGUAAUUGGAGAUUUGAUGACCAUAGGUGGUCUUGUGUGGUCAUCAUAUGCUGACAAAUUUAAAACCCUAUUUUUCACCCGGGGAAUCAUUGUUGGUGUGGGAUCAAGUCUGGCCUACACUCCAGGUGUGAUAAUGGUUAGUUUGUAUUUUACUAAGAAACGCUCUUUGGCUACUGGCUUGGUGAUGGCUGGAGGGGCUUCAGGAACGUUCAUUCAGAAUAAGCUGCAGCACGUUCUCAUCCAGCAGCUGGAAUGGAGAGGCAGCCUAAGGGCCUAUAGCGCAAUGCUGGCCGUAUGUGUUCUUGCUGCCUUUGCGCCAGUCCCUUAUGCCUUUCCCACCGAACAUACUGGCUGCAUUUCGGAAAUUGUAGGCACCAGGAUAGAACUCAUCCAAGUGUAG
Thamnophis elegans (Western terrestrial garter snake) is the source of this 750-nucleotide messenger RNA. RefSeq names its product monocarboxylate transporter 3-like. Gene Ontology annotation, molecular function: monocarboxylic acid transmembrane transporter activity. Bases 1 to 750 code for a protein of 249 amino acids. Gene Ontology annotation, biological process: transmembrane transport. The record is from RefSeq and is a predicted model, not a curated record. NCBI's taxonomy places the organism in Eukaryota, Metazoa, Chordata, Lepidosauria, Squamata, Natricidae. The transcript has 6 exons.